AUGCGCUUCCUUCCGUAAAAUCAAUCCAAAACGGGGCCCAGUUUAAAACCUCCCUACAAACCCUAUAAAGUAAGCCCCAAACCACCCGCUCCAUUUUCCACAACCUUCUCGUGCUCUUCAUUUUCAUCGCUUCAGCUUCUCAGUAGUCGGCAUUAUAGUCAACUAGUAUGGCAACCAGAAUGGCUGUUAGAUACAUAUCUCGUAGGUUCUCAAGUGGUGGGAAAAUACUCAGUGAGGAGGAAAAGGCUGCAGAAAAUGUUUACAUCAAGAAAAUUGAGCAAGAGAAAUUGGAGAAACUUGCACGCAAGGGACCCAAACCAGAGGAUACCACAGCUGCUGGUUCAGGAGGUUCAGUGACUGAUGCUAAGCCUAGUGACUCUACUUCAACAUCAGGAGCAUCCACUGAAAAAGUAUCGACUGAUAAGUACAAGAACUAUGCAGUUCUUGCUGGUGCUAUAACCUUGGGUGGUGCUUUGGGAUGGUAUUUGACAUCUAAAGAAAAGAAGCAAGAAGUUCAGGACUGAGUUUAAUGCAAUUGGAUUUUGGAUGUGGAACAUGGCAAGAAUAGUUACACCACACUGUUAUGCGGAGCAGUUGAAAAUAAACCAAACUUGUGAACAGUUAUGUUGUUUUUGAUCUGAUAACAGCUAUGUUUGAUUUGAUUGGCAAAGUACUUGCACAGUUCUAUUCCUGGCAAUGGUUUUCCUGAUGACAUUUUAAUGAAUCUGCCAUAUUAAUUGAUGUUUUCCAUAGCAUCUAUUCUGACA
This is a messenger RNA of Theobroma umbraticum, 767 nucleotides long. Its product is annotated as copper ion binding protein. Gene Ontology annotation, cellular component: respiratory chain complex I. Lineage: Eukaryota; Viridiplantae; Streptophyta; Magnoliopsida; Malvales; Malvaceae. The record is from RefSeq and is a predicted model, not a curated record.